Molecule: messenger RNA, 763 nt
Organism: Spea bombifrons (plains spadefoot toad)
Lineage: Eukaryota; Metazoa; Chordata; Amphibia; Anura; Pelobatidae
Gene: RHOB
Product: ras homolog family member B
Exons: 1
Coding region: 120-710 (196 amino acids)
Biological process (GO): small GTPase-mediated signal transduction
Molecular function (GO): GTPase activity; GTP binding
Source: RefSeq, a predicted model, not a curated record
UGGGGCGCCGCGUGUCUCCAUCCCGUGAGCGCCGUCACGUUUGCUGAGGAGCCACCAUUAGAAACAUAGGCAAGCUGAGAAAGCGCCGGGGGACCUCCGGCAGCUCAAGCAAGGUGGCGAUGGCGGCGAUCAGGAAGAAGCUGGUGGUGGUCGGGGACGGGGCCUGCGGGAAGACCUGCCUGCUCAUUGUCUUCAGCAAGGACGAGUUCCCCGAGGUCUACGUGCCCACGGUGUUCGAGAACUACGUUGCGGACAUCGAGGUCGACGGGAAGCAGGUGGAGCUGGCUCUGUGGGACACGGCGGGCCAAGAGGACUAUGACCGACUGCGGCCCCUCUCUUACCCCGACACCGAUGUCAUCCUCAUGUGCUUUUCUGUGGACAGUCCGGACUCUCUGGAGAACAUCCCGGAGAAGUGGGUGCCCGAAGUCAAGCACUUCUGCCCCAACGUGCCCAUCAUCCUGGUGGCCAACAAGAAAGACCUGAGGAACGACGAGCAUAUCCGCAACGAGCUGGCCCGCAUGAAGCAGGAGCCGGUGAGGACCGAGGAUGGACGGACCAUGGCCGUCCGGAUCUCCGCCUACGAAUACCUGGAGUGCUCGGCUAAGACCAAAGAUGGGGUGAGGGAAGUGUUUGAAACGGCCACCAGGGCGGCGCUGCAGAAGAGGCACGGACCCAGCGGGGAGUGCAUGAGCUGCUGCCGGCUGCUAUGAGGGCUCCAAUGGUGGACUAUGGAUGGAAGAGCCGAUCUGCCCCAUAUCCCGGU